AACCGAUUUGUUCAAAAGAAAAUCAGUUUUGGCUUAGGUUAUCCGCAAAGUAACACACAAGACGGAAAAAACGUUUUCUUCAUUGUUUUUAACUUUUGUCGUAACUACGGACCACACGCUAGAACAGUGGUGCCGUUAAGUAAGUUUGGGAAAAUCGUUUGGCAACAUUAAAAGUAAAGAAAACAUUUUUAGUUUAGGAUUCGGGGUAUUUUCAAAAAUACGUCACAAUUCCUAGUAAUACGUCAUAAAUUUUGCUACACCGUCAUUUAAAAUCUAACUUCUAAUUAAAUUUUCCAGCAGAAACAAAAUUAUGCACUUAACAGCAAACGGAAGUUCUAUGGAAGCAUCGAGGUCGUUGAACAUUCCUGGAGGAACAACUGAUGGCCUUGAAGCAAUUCAUCUUCGUGCUUCGAAUCUCGCUUUGACUCGAUUUGAUGAACGCAUGCCAUUCCGUUCGCCAGGUGGCGGACAGGAGUCAAGGAAUAAUUUUAAUCACAGCACGACAAAAUCUUUUCAUUCUCGGGUCGCUUUAGCCAAACCAUCUAUUGACCGAAGAAAUAAUUUCGAUAAUAACGAUGGUCUAGCUGUGACGUUAUCAAAGCGAUUGUCAAUGGUUAUUCCAGGAAGUCAGACUGAGAUCGCCCCAGAGCCACAGAACAAACCUAAACCAAGCGUCCUGAAACAGCUAAUGACUCAACGACGCCGCAAAGUGGUUGUUUUGAUUGCCACAUUCGCUAUGAUUUCCAUUAUUGGUUUUAUUCUCACUGUCAUAUACGCCGCUUCUUUGACGUCACAAGUUGGUUUGAUAAUAAGCAUUAUUAUGUUUAUAAUCGGUACAUUUGGUGCCGCGAUCUCAACUUUUGUCUUCAACAAACCUGACCUAGAAACAAAGGAACGCAUUCGACGCCGAGAAGAUAUUUUUUCAAUGUUUAAAAAAAUCGAAUUCGAAGAAAAUGAAAAAGAAACAUCCACGUUUCUCUCCGAAAGAAUUAUACCACGAGCGCCAUCUGGCGGCAGUGAUCACAAUAUUUUAAUUAUAAAAUAAAAUAUUAAAAUG
This is a messenger RNA of Ciona intestinalis (vase tunicate), 1057 nucleotides long. RefSeq lists its product as uncharacterized. The record is from RefSeq and is a predicted model, not a curated record. Lineage: Eukaryota; Metazoa; Chordata; Ascidiacea; Phlebobranchia; Cionidae.